Messenger RNA from Protobothrops mucrosquamatus (brown spotted pit viper), 2758 nucleotides. RefSeq names its product LDL receptor related protein 10 (gene LRP10). Gene Ontology annotation, cellular component: plasma membrane. Gene Ontology annotation, molecular function: protein binding. The transcript has 7 exons. The record is from RefSeq and is a predicted model, not a curated record. Bases 1 to 1968 code for a protein of 655 amino acids. NCBI's taxonomy places the organism in Eukaryota, Metazoa, Chordata, Lepidosauria, Squamata, Viperidae.
AUGGGUCCCCAGCAGCCCCUCCGGGCGAAAAGCAGGGCUCCCCCCUGCCUGGUUCUUGUGGGGCUCCUCCUGGGUAUCAUUCAGGCUGUGGAAACUAACCCCUCACGUACAGCUGUUUGUCCAGGUUAUCCCGAUGUCCGGAGAGAACCGCAAGGCCAAAUCCAUAGCCCUUCCUCCCGGGUGAUGACUUCCAGCAGCUGUACUUGGGUGAUUGUGGGUGGCCCGGACGAUAUCAUUUACAUCGGGUUCCAGCAGUUCUUCCUUUCCUGCGGGCCGGAAUUGCUGAUCAUCCGUGCGGCCAAUCAGCCGCCCAGGAAAAUGUGCGGUUACACAGCACCGGAACCAAUUCGAAUAAAAGGAGGCAACGUGACCCUGACUUACAGCUGGAAAUUUUGGGCGAGGAACGGAUUUCAGCUGAAAUAUGAAAGAGAAUCUAAACCACAGCCUGUUGUGUCAUGCAACCGCACCUUGGACGACUUCUACGGGGUGAUUUAUUCCCCAGCCUUUGGCUCGGACUCGCACCUGGGAGCUGCCCAUUGCCAGUGGGUGCUGGAUGCCCACGACAGCCGCCCCCUCACCAUUCGCUUCACAGUCCUUAACUUAGAUAUCGGCGACUACUUACGGGUGUACGACGGGUCGCCCAACGGCCCACUCCGCCCUCGCCUGCUGCGCAACUUGGAUUAUACCAGCAACAACAAGAUUGUGUUGGUGGAUUCCCCAUCCAGCCAGGCAUGGGUCGUCUACCAGGCGGUGCCCGGAACAGAAGGACGGGGCUUCAAUGCCACGUACCAUGUGCAAGGCUUUUGCGUGCCGUGGGACUUCCCCUGCGGAGGAGACAGUGGCGAGGGCGCCACGUGCUACAGCACCGCCGAGCGCUGCGACGGAAAUUGGGAUUGUGCCAACGGUGCCGACGAGGAUGGUUGCCACGGCUGCCCACCGGGGCAGUUUCCUUGCGGUGGACGAGGCAUCGGAGGUGCCGUCUGCUACGGUCCCACCGACCGCUGCAACUACCAAACGUUUUGUGCCGACGCUGCAGACGAACGCCAUUGUUACACCUGCCAGCCGGGGAACUUCCGGUGUAGAGAUGGCCGCUGCAUCUACGAGAGCUGGGUGUGUGACGGGCAAGCGGACUGCGUCGAUACCACAGAUGAAGCGGACUGUUCCUACAUCCUGCCCCGCAAGGUGGUGACGGCGGCCGUCAUCGGCAGCCUGGUAUGCGGUCUCCUUCUGGUCAUCGCGCUGGGCUGCACAUGCCGUCUGUACGCGCUCCGGAGUCAUGAAUUUGGGGUCUUGACACCUAUGUCGCGGAUGGAGGCCCAGAUGGUUCAGCGCCAGGCUCCGCCAUCUUACGGCCAGCUCAUCGCUCGUGGCGUGAUUCCUCCAGUAGAAGGGUUCCCGGUUGAGCAUCCAAAUCAGAAUUCGGUGCUGGGGAAUUUGCGGUCUCUCCUGCACCUUUUUCGACGGGACCCCGCUAGCCCUCCAGGCGCCAGGGGGGUGCGUCGUCCCCGUCAAAGCCGCUUCGUACGACGUGUGACGAGGCGCAUGCGCCGAUUGGGGCUACUUCCUCCCUCAGCCUCCCCUGCCUCGUCUUCUGCUACGGCCACCUCUUCCACUCCUGAUGACUCGGGGGAGCCAUCUUGUGGGGACGGAGAUGCUUCUUCUCAACUUCCAGAAGACCAACCGUCGGCUCUUCCCGUUAAGAUCCGGCCAACUCCUGCCGAAUCCACGCCGGAUCCUCAUGUCCCACAUCCUACUCCACGGUUCACGGGGGUUAUGCAUAGCCUCCGAGUCCGGCUUUUCUCCCCCGUGCCCACUUGCUCCGCGGAAGCUGGAGAACACCCCCUGAACCCAUCUCCAUUUCCUGAUGAGGAAGAUGAAGUCCUCCUGGUUCCUCUGACGGAUCCACAACUCGAGGACCUUCACGCCACCGAGAACUGGGAUGCCGACGACGAACCUCUCCUGACUUGAGAAUUUUUUGCUGGAUGUGGCCUUUCGGAAAUUUGUCACCAGCGACCGACAACGGACAGUCAAGCUUACUUUUCUUUCCUGCGGAUCCUUCCACAAUUUUUCCCCCCCAUCAAAAAUGGCCGUUUAGAUGGGGGAGAAAAAUCAAAUUGUUUUUCAAAAAAAAAUAUUUCUUCUUCUCGUUGGCGUUUUGACCCUAAGGACUGGUUUCUUUUGGCUUUUUUUGAAAUCAGUGGCUUUUUAUUGAUCUCCAAAGGGUUGGAGAAAUACCCUUUGCCUCGCCAGAUCAGCAAUUUUCUUGGCGUCUUUAAAUCUUAAAAUCUUUGUAGGAGGGAUGAUUGUCUUCUCCCAUUGCCAUUUUUCUUCUCAAGUAAAAACUUAGAUCAUUUUUUUUAGAGAGGUUUUUGAUUCCUUCCGGCCCUGAAGUGGGAGCUUGUGCCGAAAGUUAUCAAAGUUCGUGCGGGUGGCAUUUUAAAGAUUGUUCUUACAAAAUGAGGAGGAGGAGGAGGAGGAGGAAGAAAGAAUGAAAUGUGUUCUUUGGAGAAACACUGAAGUUAUUUGCUAGACUAAAAAAAACGAAGGAAGCAAAGAUACAAUCCAGAAUAAUCUUUAGCAACCUUAAGGCAGUUUCUUUAAGAGCAGUAAUUUCAUUUCCCCCCUUAGACCCUUCCAAAUUGUCCAUCGUGUAUCGCAACUAAAGAUUUAUUUUUGUGAAUUUAUGGAAAGCUGAAAAAAAAUAUAAUAAUUUCACCGGAACUAUUUUUUUUUUUUUUUUGCAAAUCACGUUUUACGA